Molecule: messenger RNA, 1547 nt
Organism: Glossina fuscipes
Lineage: Eukaryota; Metazoa; Arthropoda; Insecta; Diptera; Glossinidae
Exons: 6
Coding region: 1-1458 (485 amino acids)
Source: RefSeq, a predicted model, not a curated record
AUGCUGGGUGCAACGUCUCUUGGUUCCUCUACCAAUCGUAUGGCGUGCAAAGGCUUUCGAGACGAACUGUUACCUUUAAUAGGCGCCAUAAUAGGUGCGAAGAAAUUUGAAGAAAAUUACAAAUUUUGCAUAAAUACGUCCGCAUCUUUGUUAAAGGAUGAAGAAAAGUCUAGAGAAGAGAAAUCUGACAUAUGCGAGAUAGUUGUUACCACUUUAACAAUUGAUGAAAAGGAGAAUUUUUCCAAUACCGUGUGUAAGGCUCAUGGCGCCUCGGCAUACUCUAACGAUUUAUAUUACUAUUUGAAAUUUAACAAUGGUGAUAUGAAGGGUCGCGGCACUCAUCAUGAUAUAUGUAACAGUAUUAACAGUUUACUAUUGGCUUGGAUACCUUAUCAUUUAGUCGAACAAUUCUACGCUCAGGAAUUGGAUCCAAAAGAGUCGUAUAUUAAUUAUAUCGCCAAAGGCACGGAUAAAGAGCAAAACAAAUCUGAGUUAUGCCAUUUUAGGCAUUCGGAUAUUGUCAAUCAUAUAUCAUCGAACCUCUUCACUUGUGUUGUUAUGGUUCAUGAGGAUAAUUUCUAUGACUUGGGUGACGAUAUUAAUGUAUUAAUCGAAAUACAACCAUUAAGUUAUGAGCUGCGUAAUGUUAGCUUCUCUUCUUGGAUUAAUUCGACAGAGAGUUAUAAAACAUUGCUGGGUAAAACGACAUUGAAAAACUAUAGUCGCGAUCGUAAAUACAUCUAUGGAAGUUUGAAUUAUACGUAUGAGGAGAAGUUGGAAUUAAAUUUGAGUACUAUUUAUGGCGAUGAUAUGUUGGAGCUGCCUUUAUUUUUUGAACACAAAAAUGUCAUGUUGGAAUUGGACGAGCUGGGUGCGAGUGGCAUCGAUGUUAAGGAGAAAGCCUUUUUUGGUCGUAAAGCGGAACCCAGAAGUAACAAUGAUGUUAAUGUGAUUGGCCAGUGGUCGGAAAAUCAUCGAAAAUUUAAAGCUGACAUCUAUGAAUAUUAUGGUUCAGGCAUUAGGCGUUUCAAAAAAGAGCUAAACGAUGGUGACAUUACUUUUACCCGUAUUGAAAAUGCGGAACCAGUUUUUGAAAUGCCUACCGAAAACGACUUGGUGGAGUCAAGCGCUUUUAACCAGAAAGGAAAGCUAAUGGAACGUAUAAUAGCUGAAGAAGAUACUUUUAAAAAGGAAAACACAUCCUCAAUGGAGUACGACAGUAAUGACGGUGGGGACGAAUUACCUGCUUGGGUUGUUGAUGACGAAAUAACCGAUAGGGAAGAUUACGAUGACGAAUCUUAUUCAGACUUAUAUCCUUGGUUCGUAUUGGGAGUAUUAGUAGUGGCUGGCGUCAUUUUAGCCCUAAUUAUAGGGAUAGUGCAUGUAUGCACCAAAAAAGAACCACGACAAAAAUAUAAAUUCACCGGCAUGAAGACUCGUAAAUACACGCUAAACUGAUUAAAAAAACUAUAGCAAAAAAUGGCUAUUCUUUCAUUUGCCAUCGAUGUACAAGAAUGCAUUCAAUUUAUGCCAAUGUAUCGGGUCAA